ACCUCGGAUGUAUUUGAACGGUUUACAUACUCAAAAGAGGUACGUUUAAGUCCGCUGCAAGUGGACCGCGUAGUAAUUUUAAUGAACAGUUAAACUUUAUGACUUAACUCUUGGGAAUCUUUAUUAUAUUUGGAAUAUCAUACCUCACUUGCAAUUAAUUCAACUUACUCGCUACGCGCAUACAGCAAGAAGUCUCAGGAGUCAUAUUGGAUUUUCUGAAAAUCGCGUACAUUCUGUUUGCGACCCGGGACAAACACACGUACGCUUCAGUUAGAGGUAGCUUUAAACACUCAGCGCUGCAGAAGUUUUAAGAAAUCUACAAGUGAAUUCAAAAUGAACUUUUUUAUGCAGUUAUGGUUUAUAUGGAUAGUCAACAUCUACCAUCAUGCAGUAUUUGGUGCGGAUCUUGAAUACAUUCGAUCAACUCUGACUCAGCACUUUUCCGAUACACGGCACCAUGUUACUAAUCCGGCUUACAAAAGCCGAGCUCGCCAAUUCAUCUACGAUGAAUUCCAGAAACAUGGACUGAAUACGAAUAACCACAAUUUCACCUUUCUUGGGGUUCCCUAUACGAAUGUCAUAGGGGUGUUUAGAGGCGAAAAGUUUGGAACGUAUGAGGAUAAAAUUGUCGGUGUUGGAGCGCACUAUGAUACCGUAAAUAUCACAAAAGGGGUUGACGAUAAUGGGUCCGGUGUAACGGCAAUGUUAGAGUCUCUUAGACAAAUCGCUGCGGGAAACCAAGGUGGCAAACGCCGCAAUAACACCAUCAUCUACAUGGCAUUUGACCACGAGGAAUUUGACGAUCAGGAUAAUGGGCACAUCGGCAGCAAGUUUGCAAUUGAACAAUGGUUAAUGCCCUGGCUAACGCAGAACUAUGGGCAACAUGUGGAGUCACUAAAGCCAAGUGGAAUUAUCGUUCUUGAUACAGUCAUGAACUACAACUCUUCCGCAAAAUCACAGAUCAUCCCUCCAGAGGCUGUGCACUUUUUUCAGGAGUAUUUUCCUAAAACAGUGUCGAGUAUGAAGUCAGACGAGUUCCAGGGAGAUUUCCUUGCAGCUAUCUUCAGGCAGAAUUUGGAUGGAAAUCUUGCGUCUACCUUUAACAGCGAGUGGCUUGGUGAACCCCAACCUGAAUUCGAAAUAGAGAAGUUUGGAUUUCCCUACCAGGAUGUGAAUGACGACACCUGGAACGUGUUUGGCAACUUCUUCCGCAGUGAUCACGUCAGCUUCUGGAAUGCAAACAUACCAGCUAUCUUCAUCACAGACUCUGCUAAUUUUCGCGGUCAGAUGCAGCAGUGCUACCACAAUGCCUGUGACAACUUGACCAACAUACUCACCGACAACAAUGUCCGAUUCCUCGGCAAAACUGCGGAUACCAUUGCCGCGACCCUGGACAAACUGUCCGAGGCGUACAACACAAACACGAGUUCGGCAUCAUGUAUUGGUGACUUCAUUUCCACUUUGUGGAUUCCGAUUGGACUUCUGCUGGUGAUGAUUUGAAUGAAAAGAUAAUGUGUUUUGUUUUGCAUGUGACACAUGAAUCGAGUAUACGGACAGUAUGACAAUCUGAACUUGCAUUUUAUGAAUUAGGAUUACUUCUGUGUUGUUGCAGUUUGAUUAUUUCAGUCCGGACCACACAUUCACAAAAAGUAGUCAGUCGAUAAUUUUUCGUUGCAACUAGAAAACCUUUCAUUUACUCGUGUUGUGUGCUAUUCUAAAAAUAAUUACUAAUAAAUUGAUACUUAACAAUAGCUUUUAUCUGUAUGUAUUUCAUUUUAUAUAUAUGUUGCUUGCUUUUAUUUAAUUCAUAUAUAUAUAAACAAUAUUUUUUUUUUA
Molecule: messenger RNA, 1836 nt
Organism: Mya arenaria
Lineage: Eukaryota; Metazoa; Mollusca; Bivalvia; Myida; Myidae
Exons: 9
Coding region: 334-1500 (388 amino acids)
Biological process (GO): proteolysis
Molecular function (GO): metalloexopeptidase activity
Source: RefSeq, a predicted model, not a curated record